AGAAAUAUAUUCCAUAAUAACUAAUAAGGAUUAGGUGGAUACGUUUCCUUUAUAAAUGCAACCAUUUCUCGAUAACCAGCACAUACCAUCUUCUUGACUCAAGAGAGAGCACAUUCAUCCUUCAAAUUCUCUUCUCAACCACCAUUUCAUUUUUUUCUCACCUGUAUAAUCAGAGGAAGAAAUUAAAAGAAUCCAAGAAGAUGCCGGCUCCUGCUGACACAUCAUCAGUUUCCGGCGAUAUCGUGUGUGUCACCGGCGCCGGCGGGUUCAUUGCAUCAUGGCUCGUCAAACUUCUCUUGGAGAGAGGCUACAUUGUCAGAGGCACCGUGCGAAACCCAGAUGAUCCUAAGAAUGGACACUUGAAAGAGUUGGAAGGAGCCAAGGAGAGGCUAACUCUGCAUAAGGCUGAUCUCUUUGAUCUUGAUUCUCUGAAAGCAGUCUUUCAUGGUUGCGAUGGUGUCUUCCACACCGCCUCCCCGGUCACUGAUAACCCCGAAGAGAUGUUGGAACCCGCAGUGAACGGAGCCAGGAAUGUAGUCAUGGCAGCUGCAGAAACAAAGGUGCAACGAGUUGUAUUCACUUCAUCAAUUGGGACAGUAUACAUGGACCCCAAUAGGAGCAGAGAUGAGGUGGUUGAUGAAUCAUGCUGGAGUGAUCUGGAGUACUGCAAGAAUACCAAGAAUUGGUAUUGCUAUGGGAAGACAGUGGCAGAGCAAGUAGCAUGGGAAGCUGCAAAAGAGAAAGGAGUGGACUUGGUUGUGGUGAACCCUGUUUUGGUUAUUGGACCAUUACUACAACCUACUAUCAAUGCAAGUACAAUUCACAUUCUCAAGUACCUUACUGGCUCUGCUAAAACUUAUGUGAAUGCAACUCAGGCUUAUGUGGAUGUUAAGGAUGCGGCAUUAGCCCAUGUUCUUGUUUAUGAGACUCCUUCUGCAUCUGGUAGAUACAUUUGUGCUGAAAGUUCUCUGCACCGUGGUGAACUUGUUGAGAUUCUUGCCAAGUAUUUCCCUGAGUACCCAAUUCCUACCAAAUGUUCAGAUGAAAAGAACCCGAGAGUAAAACCCUACAUAUUUUCAAAUCAAAAGCUGAAAGACUUGGGAUUGGAAUUCACCCCAGUGAAGCAGUGUUUGUAUGAGACGGUUAUGAAUUUACAAGAGAAAGGCCACCUUCCUGUCCUCAUAAACCAACAAGAGUUGAUCUAAGUUAAAAUUAUAAUUAACAAGCUAGCUAGGCUAUUUGUUUAAUUAAUUCAGAGCAAAGUUGUGGAAUAUAAAGAAAUACGUAAUCUGAAUUUGUAAUACACAUCUUGCAAAUUGUUGCUUUGUCCGGAAGUGGUAGUACCAAUGCAUUUUCCCCACUUUUUUCUAA
Molecule: messenger RNA, 1371 nt
Organism: Lotus japonicus
Lineage: Eukaryota; Viridiplantae; Streptophyta; Magnoliopsida; Fabales; Fabaceae
Product: cinnamoyl-CoA reductase 2-like
Exons: 5
Coding region: 201-1205 (334 amino acids)
Molecular function (GO): oxidoreductase activity, acting on the CH-OH group of donors, NAD or NADP as acceptor
Source: RefSeq, a predicted model, not a curated record